UUUUUUUUUUUUGCCUUUUAGGAACCUCCACCAGUACCUCUCCGUCAAACUGGUUCGGAUUCUACUUCCCCGAGAGAGAGAUUGCCAUCAACAGGAUCAAGGAUUAGUGAAGUUAGUAACACAUCAACAAUAUCAGGAGCCAGUACUUCAACCACAGGCAGCGGUCAUGAUGUAGGUUCAAUGAAUACUGAGCCGAAAUUAUCAAUGUAUGCAUUCCCAACCGCGACGGGAAAAGAUGGCGACUGUAMUGAACGCUCCCCAAAAACGGGAGACGCUGAAGAUGAUCAAGAAGAUAGUUUCAUGUCCCGAGCUGAACUGAUAAAGCAGCUUGAAAGUAAACAAAAAAAAGAACGUCCUCCGACGUCGCCCAAACAUACUCGUUCUUCAAAUGCAGGUGCUCCACUCCCACCAGUACCACCUCCAGAUUAUGACCAAUUACAGCUUAAGUCUCCCCCUCCAGUUCCUUCUCGAGGACAUUGUCCACGUAGUCCUCGCGCUGCACGCAACCACGAAAGAUCCAAAACCGCACCCGUCAACCCCAUUGACGUCGAACUCGCUCAAAAACCUAACCGAAAUAGCUCACGUUCUGCUAAAGAACCUGCAGGUAAAACCCAAGGUUGUCGCCCGUAUCUGAACAARCACCCAAGCAGUGAUCUUACAGCUUACGGCAGAGUACAAGAAAGCUUCCCGGUAGAAAGAAGAAACUCAUCUGAGCCCGGUUUUAGCAGGUCACCAGCUCCAACGCCUUUGGUUGAUCGACCUCCUGCUCCAGUCCCAAAAGAACCUAUCAAGGAUAAUAGGUCAUCUCGACUAGGGGGGUUUCCCACGCCGAUGGUCUUAGCAAUGCAGGAGCGACAAGCAGAUGAACCUCCCCCUACCCCGAAACGGAAUCAAUCAGCACCCAAGGUUCAACCAAGACCAGCACCUCGCAAAAGCAAAUAAGAAACAACCCUUAAAAGGCUGGCAUAAAUGACUUUUAUACUUAUGGAAUUGUUGGAUGACUAUUCUCAUUGACUUUGGCAGCCAUCUUGAAAAACUGACUUCUUUGCCAAGCUAAGGCCUGAGCUKGAUAUCCCAAGUGAACAUAAGCUAAUGUAUUUGGUUCUUCUCAGAACUCCUUACUUCCAUAAAAACUGAAGAAAGUCUGGGUAAAUAAGUAGUUAACGAUUAUAGAGCAGUUUUCGUAUSACUGUGUAAAUCUCAGUGCCAUAAGCGUGACGUGCCGUGACCGUGACCGUGAUGCUUUCUAGAAUUUUAAUUGGCUGAUUUUUUUUCACGCGCAAUGUGAUUGGUCUGGCAUUGCCUUGAUGCCUCCUCCUGGUAUUUGAUUGGAUGGAGAGUAAAUUAAUUCUAGUGCAAUGUGAUUGGUCUGGCGUAUCCCUUGCCGUGUCACGAUGGUAAACUUUUCUUCGUGCAGUGACUGAGAACUUUUCACAGUCAUACGAAAACUGCUUUAAA
Actinia tenebrosa (Australian red waratah sea anemone) is the source of this 1458-nucleotide messenger RNA. RefSeq lists its product as uncharacterized. NCBI's taxonomy places the organism in Eukaryota, Metazoa, Cnidaria, Anthozoa, Actiniaria, Actiniidae. The record is from RefSeq and is a predicted model, not a curated record. Gene Ontology annotation, molecular function: signaling receptor binding.